CUUUUUUCAUUCACCUAAUUCUCCGUACUCCUUCGCUUUCCCAUCAAUUUCAAUCCUACUCAGUUCAGUGGUCACCAUCUUCGACCUCCAUAAAUAUGGCCUUCCUUCGACUCCUUCAUCCUCCCACUGCCGUUCAUUCUUCUCUAAUUACCCUCCUCCUUCUCCCGCUGCUUCCGCCCGCCAUGACUCUGCCGGAGCUUCCCUUCCACCGUGCCGCCGAUGGAGGCCCCGUCGUUCCGGUCACCAAUCUCGUCAAGUUCCUCGAGCGCCUUCAACUUGCGGCGCUCACCUCCUUCGGGAAACUGGAUUUUGACCUCAAAUACUACGUUGAUUUGUCGCUCAAGCACGAUUUGAAUUCCACGGAGCGCGCUUUCGAUGCCCUUCGGAGAUCCCCCAAUGGCUCCGUCCCGGUUGAGGAAUUGAAGACCUUCAUUCGGGAGUACUUCGGAAGUGCCGGAAAUGAUAUGGUGUAUUUGGAGCCGGCGGAUUUUGUCCCCCUCCCCAAAGGAUUUCUGCCCAAGGUGGAGAACGCGGAGGUCAGAGCUUGGGCUUUGGAUAUCCAUCGUCUCUGGAAGAAUCUCAGCCGUACAGCCUCCGAUGAUCUCCUAAAUCGCCCCGAUGACCACACUCUGCUCCCGUUGCCCAAACCCUGCGUCAUUCCGGGAUCAAGAUUCCGGGAAACUUACUACUGGGAUUCCUACUGGAUUAUCAGAGGUUUGUUAGCAAGUAAAAUGCAUGAUACUGCAAAGGGAAUUGUUAUCAAUCUCAUUUCAAUGAUAGAAAAGUUUGGCCAUGUUCUGAAUGGUGCCAGAGUUUAUUACACCAACAGAAGUCAGCCUCCCCUCUUGAGUUCCAUGGUUUAUGACAUAUACCUUAGGACACAGGAUUUAGAGUUUGUGAGGACUGCACUCCCAGCUUUGAUCAAAGAGCAUAAGUUUUGGAAUUCAGGAUUCCAUUCGAUUACUGUCCAGAAUGCUCCUACUGGAAAUCAUUCUUUAUGUAGGUAUUUUGCAAUGUGGAACGAACCGAGGCCUGAAUCUUCACUGUUGGAUGAGAAACUUGCUUCGAAGUUAGUAAAUAACCAUGAAAAGGAGCAUCUAUACCGAGAAAUUGCAUCGGCAGCUGAAUCUGGUUGGGAUUUCAGUACAAGAUGGAUGAGGGAUCCGACCGACUUAUCGACAUUGGCUACAACUUCAAUCUUGCCAGUUGAUCUCAAUGUAUUCAUACUCAAGAUGGAACUUGACAUUUCCAAUUUGGCAAGAGCUGUUGGAGAUUCUGGCACUGCAGAGCAGUUCUUGGAGGCUUCUUCAGUCCGAAAGAGGACAAUCGACUCUAUAUUCUGGAAUUCAGAGAAGGGACAAUGGCUUGAUUACUGGCUUGAUAAUAGCUCUUACGAGGGAGCCCACACAUGGGAUGCUCGUAACCAGAAUCAGGUCAUAUAUGCUUCAAACUUUAUUCCGUUGUGGAUCGAAUCGUUCUACUCCGACAGCAUUCGACUGAAGAAAGUCAUGAAAAGUUUACAAAAUUCGGGCUUGCUGUGCGAUUCUGGGAUCGCAACAUCAAUGAUCAAUUCAGGACAACAAUGGGAUUUCCCGAACGGUUGGGCGCCGAUUCAGCACAUGAUCGUUGAGGGACUGGUGAGAUCAGGAUCGAAAGAAGCAAGGGCAUUGGCGGAGGAUAUUGCCGUGAAAUGGCUCCGAACCAACUAUGUAGUUUACAAGAAGACAGGGUAUAUGCAUGAGAAAUAUGAUGUCGAAAAGUGUGGAGACUUUGGAACAGGAGGUGAAUAUAUCUCUCAGACUGGUUUUGGAUGGUCAAAUGGAGUUGUUUUGGCAUUCCUUGAAGAGUUUGGAUGGCCUGCAGAUCAAAACAUAGACUAAUUAAAUAGGGAAAAAGUAUAUAGAUUACAAUAAUAAAAAUACCCCAUAACUUUGCCUCUUUGCCUUGUUUACCCACGUACUCUUAUACUUUCAAAAGUUUCAAUACUAUCUCCGAUCUUUCAUUAUUAUUUCAAGAA
Momordica charantia (bitter melon) is the source of this 2017-nucleotide messenger RNA. RefSeq names its product putative trehalase. The record is from RefSeq and is a predicted model, not a curated record. Gene Ontology annotation, molecular function: alpha,alpha-trehalase activity. Gene Ontology annotation, biological process: trehalose catabolic process. Lineage: Eukaryota; Viridiplantae; Streptophyta; Magnoliopsida; Cucurbitales; Cucurbitaceae.